Messenger RNA from Condylostylus longicornis, 1137 nucleotides. Its product is annotated as modular serine protease-like. The transcript has 3 exons. The record is from RefSeq and is a predicted model, not a curated record. Gene Ontology annotation, molecular function: serine-type endopeptidase activity. The coding region runs from base 1 to 1137 and encodes 378 amino acids. Lineage: Eukaryota; Metazoa; Arthropoda; Insecta; Diptera; Dolichopodidae. Gene Ontology annotation, biological process: proteolysis.
AUGAUUUCUACACCAAAGUGUUUAGUGCCACCUGGAAUUGAUUAUAAAAAAAUUGAAGUUUUAUGUUAUGAUAUUAAAAGAAAUCAUGAUGGUAAAUAUCAUUUGUUUGAAGAUCAAUGUUCAGAGAGUACAGAAGUAAUAUUAACGCGUUGCCAAGUUGGUUAUGCAAAUAGAAAAUCUAGAAAUAUUAAUGAUUAUUUAAACAAAUGUGUUAAUGGAAAAUGGGAGAAUGAGGGUCGUACAAAUGAUGACUGCGAAUUGAUAUGUGGUCAAAAUCUUGAAUCUAGAACAGAAAAACCAGCUACUAUACCUCUAGUGUAUAAUGGCAAGAAAAUUGAAUCAAAUAAUGUACCGUGGCAUGUUGCAAUCUACAAAAAUAUUUCAUCAAAAUUUGAACAAAUAUGCGGUGGCAGUAUUGUACAUUCAAAUGUUAUUUUAUCAGCAGCACAUUGCUUUUAUGAUCCUUCAAAAGACACCCUUGAAAAUUUAUCUAAAUUUUCUGUUGCUGCUGGAAAACGUUUUCGUAAUUAUGAAAUGGAAGAACAACAUGAACAAUUUGCGCGUAUUAAGAAAGUUCAUGUUUUUGGAUACUCAGAGCUUUCACUACGGAAUGAUAUUGCGGUUGUAUCUCUUGAUCGGCAUUUGCAGUAUUCACCUUAUGUUGAACCAGUUUGCAUAAAUUGGAGUCUGUAUUCAGAAUUUCCUUCAAAUUAUGAAAAUGUCUUAGGUCAUCUUUAUGGUUGGGGUGCAACAUCUGAUAAUAUGGAUCUACCCUUAGAAUUGCUCAAAAUAGAAUUGGAACCAAUACCAAAUGAUAUAUGUAAAGAAAUGGUUCCAAAUUUUGAAAUAACAUCUGAUGUAUUUUGUGCUAUAAAUAAAGAAAAUUCAACUGCUUGUUCUGGUGAUGGAGGGGGAGGUUUAGUGAUCGAAAAUAAAGGUGAUAACAAUCUUAUAAUUUUACUUGGAACUGUUAGUCAUACAGUUAGAAAGAAAAAUUCAUUUAAUUCUUGUUCUGAUGGAACAAUAACUAUAUUCACAGAUAUUAAAUUUUAUCAGUAUUUAAUUAAGCCUGCAAUAUCGAAAAGUAGAGAUUUAACAAAUGAAUCUUUAAUUAAUGUGAAUAUUAUGUAUGAAUAA